Dibothriocephalus latus is the source of this 516-nucleotide messenger RNA. The record is from the annotation of a GenBank genome assembly. Lineage: Eukaryota; Metazoa; Platyhelminthes; Cestoda; Diphyllobothriidea; Diphyllobothriidae.
AUGCCGAUCAAAUCAUCCCACCGUUUAAACGGUUACAGCAGUCGGGAGUGUGACAACGAGGAGACAGUGUCAUGUAAAGAAGAGGAAGAAGAUGAAGAAGAAGAGGAGGAAGAAGAUGACGAGGAAGACGAUGAAGACGACGUUUCCGAAAGGGAGUACUUUGAAAAAUUGCACAAUCUAACUAACCAACUGAGGCAACUCAACGAGGGCGUGCAUCCAGAGUUGUGCAAGGCUUCUAAGAGGGCAGAGAACUGGCUUUCGGAUCAGCGACUGCGAAUUCAGAUCCUCCACGAACACAAGAUUGACGAAGUACACUGUCAGUAUGAACGCGAGAUCAAGGUGUGCGAACAGGACUGUGCGACCGAAAAACGCCGUAUCCGCGAGUACCUGAUGUCUCUUUGCGAGGAUCUGAAGAAACGCCUUGAACACGAUAAGAAGAGCAUUGAGUUGACACCUACAGGUGGUACGUUGUCCGACCGUCCCUCGUCUGACUUGCUUUUUUUCUUACUCACAUGA